Clonostachys rhizophaga is the source of this 1572-nucleotide messenger RNA. Lineage: Eukaryota; Fungi; Ascomycota; Sordariomycetes; Hypocreales; Bionectriaceae. The record is from the annotation of a GenBank genome assembly.
AUGAGUGAUAAACCCCAUGAUUCAUCGUCGGUGGACGACACGGAGAGGAAGGCAGCCGGCGUAUCGGAUGCCUAUUCCGUCUCCGAGGGGCAGGCCAGUUCUCCCAAUCCAGAGUAUGAUCGGUAUUUGGACUUGCACCGCAAGUUUGAGGGAGAGGGCAAGAAGAAGUUAUUGCGGAAGCUUGAUUGGCGCCUCCUCCCAACACUGAGCGUCUUGUACUUGCUCUGCUCCCUGGACAAGUCCAACGCUGGCAAUGCCAAGAUCUUCAACUUUCCAGUAGAUGCAAACAUGACACCGACUCAGUUCAAUCUUGGUCUCAUGGUAUUCUUCUUCAGUUACGGACUCUGGGAGCCUGUUUCCAAUGUUCUAUUGCGUCGUCUUGGCCCCAAGAUAUGGUUCCCUAUCAUUGUGGUUACCUGGGGUACUGUCACUACCCUGACCUGCCUCGUACGGAGUUUUGGUGGUUUCAUCGCAAUUCGUCUGGCUCUUGGCAUAUCCGAAGCCGGGCUCUACCCCGGAUCUUAUUUCAUCUUGAGCAUGUGGUAUACGCCGCGAGAACUUGCUACUCGUAUGGCAAUCUUUUAUGGCGCCAACACUGCAGCUGGAGCAUUCGCCGGUGUGAUCGCCUAUGGCGUUGGUCAUCUCGAUGGCCAGCAGGGUUAUACAGCUUGGGAGUGGCUUUUCCUUAUCGAGGGCAUCAUAACUGUUGCGGUUGGCCUCAUGACGUUCUUCUUCCUCCCUCACUUUCCUCAUCAAUAUAACGAGAAGCGAACUACCAAGUGGCUUACAGCAGAGGAGCUGGAAUAUUCGAGGCUUCGUGUCAAGUACGUGGCCGGGCCAAAUGCACCCACCUACGAAUUCCGCUGGAGCGAUGUUUGGGCCGCAGCCCAAGAUCGCAAGACGUGGCUCAUGAUGAUGAUGUUCUGGUGGGGAGGAUCGAUCCCGACCUACUCCCUUUCUUACACGCUACCUACAAUGGUUCGUAACUUGGGUUAUUCGGCGAUUCGGGCACAGGCUCUUACCACACCACCAUACAUCUUCGCCACUAUCGUCUGCGUCUUCAAUGGCUGGAUGAGCGACCGAUAUCAGAAACGCUACAUCUCAAUUAUGACAUGCUAUGCCGUUGGUCUCUCCGGCAUUGUUGUGUUGUGGAUCAGCGUCCACUUCCCAAAUGUCUCGGGCGUGUCUUAUUUUGCAAUCUUCAUUGCUGCAGCGGGUUACAGUGCCCAGGCCCCCAUUGUUGGCGCGUGGACAUCCAAUAACAUUCCGAACCCGUCAAAGCGUGCUGCAUCCAUUGGAUUGCUCAUGCUGUUUGGAUCAGUUGGGGGAGGUGGUAUUGGCUCUAACAUCUACCUUGAUUCUCAGGCACCUGUGUAUCCUCUUGGGUUUGGCUUCUCGGUGGGUGCUACUGUUUUGGGAGCCAUGAUACCAGCUACUAUUCAUUGGUGGCUCAUGAGGAGAGACAAUAAGAAGAGAGCCGAGAUGGAUCAUGAUCAGAUUAUUGCCCAGUAUACCCCUGGAGAACUGGCCAGCAUGGAGGAGAAAUCACCGCUCUACCGGUACACUCUCUAA